GUGUGCUGUGUUUGCAGGUACUUGCUGUGUAUGUAAAGGUGAACGUUUCAGACGUGCACGUGAAGAUGGCCACCGUGGGUGUGAUGUCAGAGGCGUCUGAGGGCGGAGACAACAACGAAUUCACUGACAUCAUCAAGUGGAGAUCAGUGAUGAAGGAUGUGAUGUCGAGUCUUCAGCAGACGAACAGUGAGAAGAUUCUGCUGAGCUGGGUGAGGAACUGCACCCGGAGCUACAACAGCGUCAACGUGCUCAACUUCACCAGCAGCUGGGCUGACGGACUCGCCUUUAACGCCAUCCUACACCACUUCAGGCCUCAUGGCUUCAGCUGGGAGAAGGUGGUCAGUCUGACGCCUGUGGAGAGACUGGAGCACGCUUUCACCUUCGCCAAAGACCAGCUCAACAUCGAGAAGCUGCUGGAUCCAGAAGAUGUGGCGGUGCAGCUGCCGGAUAAGAAGUCCAUCAUCAUGUACGUGACCUCACUGUUCGCCGUCUUACCCAAUGACAUCACCAUGGAUGACAUCAGAGAGGUGGAGACGCUGCCCCGACGCUACAAGGUGGAGACCGACGAGGGACACCCGGGCUUUGCGGGUGAGGUGGAGGUGGACAGCAGCAGCAGCAGCAGCACACGGGCCGAGACCCUGGCGGAGCUGCAGAUGGAGGUGAAUCUGGACUCGUAUCAGAUCACUCUGGAGGAGGUGCUGACCUGGCUGCUGUCGGCCGAAGACACGCUGCACAUGCAGGAGGACGUUUCUGAAGACGUGGAGGAGGUCAAGGACCAAUUCCACACGCAUGAGGCGUUCAUGAUGGAGCUGACGGCGCACCAGAGCAGUGUGGGAAACGUCCUGCAGGCAGGAAACCAGCUGAUUGCUCAAGGAAACCUGAGUGAAGAAGAAGAGGAGGAGAUCCGGGAACAGAUGACACUGCUCAACUCACGCUGGGAGAACCUGCGCGUCGCCAGCAUGGACCGACAGUCCAGGCUUCAUGAGGUCCUGAUGGACCUGCAGCAGCAGCAGCUUCAGCAGCUCUCUGAUUGGCUGACACAGACAGAGGGGCGGAUCCGGAAGAUGGAGAUUGAGCCAAUAGCAGGAGACAUACAGGGAUACCUGACCCAGAUAGAGCAGCACAAGGCAUUGCAGAAUGACCUGGAGGCGGAGCAGGUGAAGGUGAACUCUCUCACACACAUGGUUGUGGUUGUGGAUGAGAACAGCGGUGAGAGCGCCACUGCUGCCCUGGAGGAGCAACUGCAGUCACUGGGUGAGCGCUGGGCGGCAGUGUGUCGCUGGACGGAGGAGCGCUGGAACAAACUGGAUGAAACUCAGCUGGUGUGGCAGAGGCUGCUUGAUGACCAGAGUUUAUUUGGGUCAUGGCUAACCGAAAAGGAGAAGGCCUUGGGUGAAGUGCAGACCUGUGAUUUUAAAGACCCCAGUGACAUUAAUGCCAGCGUCCGCAGAUUGGCUAGUCUUAAGGAGGAUAUGGCCCAGAAGCGCAGGACUUUGAGCGCUCUGUCAGACGCUGGUCAAGAUGUGAUGGUGCUGUUGAACAGUCCAGCCGCAGCUCAAAGGAUCGAAUCCGACACAGAACUUUUGACCCAGCGCUGGGACAACCUGGUCCAGAAACUAGAGGACUGCUCCAGCCAGGUGACUGAAGCAGUGUCUGUGACGGGGAUGCCUCAAGUACAGGAGAAAGUCUUGAUGGAGACAUUAACAGUCACAACUGUAACAACACGGAUGGAGCAAACCUACAGCAGCAGCGACCGAGAGCUGCCACCACCCGCUCCACCCAAAAGAAGACAUCUGGACACAGACGGAGAGCUCAGGAGACUAGCUGAAACCGAUGUCCCCAAGCUUUUGUCCGGUCUGGCUGCAUGGAGAUCAUCUGCCCAAACUGCUGGAGACUCUUCUUCCUUGAAGGAAUCACUGCAGGUCCUGGAAGUGGAUCUUGCUGAGAGCGAGGGCUCGGUGAAGGAGCUGACGCAGAAAGCAGAGAAGAUGAUUGAACAGCUGGAGAAAGAAGGUCUGUCUUCGGAGGAGGCUCGGUCUGGCCUGGAGUCUGUUUGUAAAGAGUGGGAGAGCUGUCAGACGCUGAUCCAGGAGCUGAGGAGCCGGGCUGGGCUUCUUGAGCGGCUGGCGGAGGUGGAGUCUGGACUGAAGGCUGUAGAUGAAGCCCUGCAGGAACAGAAGAACUGGAUGAACAACACAAACGAGUUUAGAGAGAAGGAAAACCUGCAGGAGCUCCAGACGCUCAAAGACGACUGUGAGGCUCGUAUUACGGAGCUGGAAAAGCUCCAGCCGCAAAUGGAGGAUCUUCGUACUCAGUCGGAGCGUCUGAACCCUGAAUCCGCUGAUUCUCUGAGGUCCAGCGUGACAGAGUUAGCAACAAACUACAGCUCCACUGUUCAGGAGCUCAGGAGCCGACAGCGGGACAUCACUGCAGUUUUGUCCAAGCUUGUGGGCUCCAGAGCGCUGCAGCAGAUGGAGUCCAGACUAAACAGCAUCGGCGCUGAAAUCAGAGACGUCACCACAGCUGAACAGGCCAUCAAUAAAGCCCAGGCCUUCAGUGUGGAGUUGGAGCAGCAGCGGGGGUCAGUGCUGGACUCGGUGGACCAGCAGUGUUGGACUGAUCUCUCCACCGCUGCUCAGGAUCAGCUCAGCAUGCUGCAGUGCAUUCUGGGAAGCAUGAAGGACUCGCAGGUGAAGAGUGCAGAGGUGCAGCGAUGGCUCAAUGCCGUGGAGGAGCUUCUGUCUCGAGACGCCGGCAGCUUCAGAAACACUGAUAAACUACAGGAGGAGUUCAAACAGUGCAAGGAGUUGUUGGCGGAGAUGGAGAGCGUGGACUCAUGUCUGAAGCAGAUGAAGGAAAACGUGACGGCCGUUCAGCAGAGUUCAGUGCCAGGAUUGGUUGUUUGGGGGCAGAAAGAGCUUGAAGACAGCCAGAGACGCUGGGACUUGCUCAGCAAACAGCUGUUGAGGCGAGACGAGUGUGUGAGUGAAGGACAGGAGAAAGUGUCGAAUCUGAAGAAGGACGUGGCGGAGAUGCGGGAGUGGAUGAUUCAAGUGGACGAGGAGUUUCUGAUGAGAGACUUUGAGUACAAGAGCCCUGAGGAGCUGGAGGAGGCCCUGCAGGAGAUGAAGAGAGCGAAAGAGGAUGUGUUACAGAAGGAAGUGCGUGUGAAGAUAUUGAAGGACAAUAUUAAUGUGCUGAUCAGCAAGACGCCCCCUGGUGGACCAGAUCUGACCCCCGAACUCAACGAGGUGCUGCACAACUACCAGAAACUGUGUGAUCGCUUCAAAAGCAAGUGCCACACACUCGAGGAGGUGUGGUCCUGCUGGAUUGAGCUGCUGCAGUAUCUGGAUGUGGAGUCUGCCUGGCUGAACACACUGGAGGAGAAAGUCCAGCAAACUGAAAACAUCCCCGAAAACACACAGGCCAUCAGCGAGGCUCUGGAGUCUGUGGAGUGUGUCGUGCGUCAUCCGUCUGAUAAUCGCACUCAGAUCCGCGAGCUGGCGCAGACGCUCAUCGACGGAGGAAUCCUGGACGAACUCAUCAGCGACAAACUGGAGAACUUCAACACACGCUACGAUCAGCUCACACACACGGCCGCAGAGCGUCAGAUGUCUCUGGAGCAGCAGUUGUCGACUCUGCGGGAGAGCGAGACGGCGUUACACACACUCCAGACGUCCCUCACACUGCUGGACCAAACACUCACAUCAUACCUCACUGACCGCAUUGAUGCAUUCCAGCUGCCGCAGGAGGCUCAGACGAUUCAGGUGGAGAUUGCAGCCCAUGAGGCCACAAUGGAGGAUCUGCGGCGGAGGAAUGUGGGUAAUGUUCCUCUGACCGCCUCAGAGGGCAAACCAGUGCGAGGAGGAACCCAGCUGGACCAGAUACAGCGUAAACUGCGUGAGAUCAGCACCAAAUUCCAGCUGUUUCAGAAGCCGGCCAACUUUGAGCAGCGAAUGCUGGACUGCAGGAGGAUUCUGGAGAGCGCUAAAGCUGAGCUGCACAUCCUGGACCUGAAGAACACACAACCCGACGAGAUCCAGACACACCUGAGCGGAUGCAUGAAACUGUAUAAGAUCUUGAGCGAGGUGAAGCUGGAGGUGGAGACGGUGAUUAAAACCGGACGACAGAUCGUACAGAAACAACAGACGGAGAAUCCUAAAGAAAUGGACGAGCAGCUGACCGCCCUCAAGUUACUCUACAAUGAACUGGGCGCUCAGGUGACCGAGGGUAAGCAGGAUCUGGAGAAGGCCUUGAGUCUGUCUCAGCGUGUGCAGAAGGAGAGCGCCGCCCUGCAGGUCUGGAUGAAGAACAGCGAGACUGAGCUGAAGGAGAAGCUGAGCACUGCAGACAUGCCUGCAGACAUCGACAGCGAGAUCAGCUGGGCCAACGGUGUGCUGAAGGAGUCUGAGCGCAGGAAGAGUGAUCUGUCAGUGCUGAUGGAGGACAGCGCCGCCCUGCAGGCCUUAGUGGAGGGGAGCGAGGCUCAGCUGGAGGACCGGCUCUUUGAGCUCAAUGAGGAUUGGGAGAGAGUGCACACACUCAUAGAGGACUGGCUCAGCGCUGUACUGAAUCACAGGCGUGAGGUGGAGAUGUUUGAUGAGAAUCUGGCUCAUAUCAGCACGUGGCUCUAUCAGACGGAGAUACGACUCGACGAGAUGGAGAAGAAACCUGCAGCCGACAGACAGAGGAUCAUACAGGCGGUGCUGUGUGAGCUGGUGGAGAUGACGGUGCGUGUGGACAGCGCUCGAGAUCAGGCUGUGAUCCUGAUGACCAGCAGAGGGCCGUCCUGCAGAGAGCUGGUGGAGCCCAAACUGGAGGACCUCAACAGAAACUUCCAGAAGGUGGCGCAGCACAUCAGCUCUGCACAGGAGUCUGCAGGUUUGAAGGUGCAGCAGGAGGUGACAGACCGGAGAUCAGCCGCUCUUCUGUCCUCCUCACAGCUACAACUCUUUGAGUCGGAGCUACAGGACGCUAUCAGAGCUCUGGAGCAGCAGCAGAAAACACACACCGCUGACCAGCACCGGCAGCUGGAUGAGGAGAAAGCUGAUGUUGAGGAGCUGUUGAGGAGAGGAGAGGAGCUGCUGCCGUCUGUGUGUGACGAGGACAGAAGAGAAAACAUCCGCUCAACACUCCUGCUCCUACACACACGCUACAAGGAUCUUGAUAUCAGCAGAGCUCCGGCUGUAUCUGAAUCUGCGCUGGAGUUUUCUUCUGUUCCUCUUCAGAGAUCAGAGUCGUCUGUCUCUCCACAGGACCAGAGGAGUGUGUGUGUGUCUCCGUCUGAGCACAGGAGUGUGUGUGCGUCUCCGUCAGACUAUCUGCUGGACAUUAAUAAAGUGCUGCUGGCCAUGGCGGACAACGAGCUGCUGCUGAACUCCUCUGAGCUCAGCGGAGGCCUGUUUGAAGACUUCUCCAGCCAAGAGGACACACUCAGGAGUAUAAAGCAGAGUCUGGAUUGUUUGGGGGAGCAGGUCCAGCUGAUCCAUGAGCUGCAGCCUGACGUCAUUCUGGAAGCGUCCAGACAGGAGACCACCCAGAUCGCAGACGCUUUGACCCAGCUGAACUCAGAGUGGGACCGGGUCAACCGCAUGUACAGCCAGAGGAAAGGGAGUUUUGACGGAGCGCUGGAGGAGUGGAGGAGGUUUCACUGUGAUCUGACUGAGCUCUCGCAGUGGCUGAGCGACACCGAGCAGAGACUGACUGACGGAGAGCUGGAUGCGGAGCACACACACACACAGCAGCAGGAUCUGGAGCAGGGCGUGUCCUCUCAGGAGAGUGUUCUGCUGGAUUUGAGCAGGUCUGGACAGCACAUCAUCUCUCAGGUUUCCUCCGCUGACGGCGCUCUGCUGCAGGAGAAACUGGACACACUGAGACGCCGCUUUACACACGUGCAGAGAGCAGUGUCUGAACGCCAGCGCAGGCUGGCGGGUGGAGAUCCGGCUGUGGUGGAGGUUCUUCAGAGGACUGAUGCACUGGCGCAGUGGCUGCAGCACACAGAGCGCGCUGUGGAAACACUGACUGUUUCAGCCACUGACACUAACCUCAGAGAACUCAAGUGUCUGAUGGAGCAGAUGGACGGUCAGAACGAGUCUCUGUCGUGGCUGAAUAAGAGCGGCUCUCAGAUCCUGUCCAACUGCAGUCUGAGUGCUCAGGACAGAGACGCUCAUGUCAGCAAAAUAAGACAGAUCAACAUGCGCUGGAGUAAAGUGAGUGUUGAGCUGCUGGAUAAGGUGCGUGAGGUGGAGGCUGGUCUGCCCACACACACUCCUCCGCUGCAGGACGAGAGCCGCUCGUAUGGCCAGUUCCAGGAGCGCAUCAACACACUGGGAGACUGGGUGUACACCAGCAGCCGGAGCCUGAGCGACGACACACACUCUGACAGACAGGCUGUGGAGAUGUCCAUGCUGGAGCAGAAGUGUGAGCUGGAGGAUCUGCUGUCGUACUCUAUUGAGCUCCAGAGGAAACAGCUGCUUUUACCACAGGAGAAGAGUAAAAUCGAGAAGCUGGCAGCUGACUGGAAAGCUCUGGACGUGCGACAGAAGGAGACUCAGCAGCCGGCCGUGUCCCCAUGGGUUUCUCAGCAGGUUUCUCCGCAGACGUUCGCAGCGAGCGUCCCUUCUGCAGUGCACAUGGUCAGUCUGCGGAGCGAGGAGCGGCGCCGCAGCCCGGAGCUGAUGAUGGGACCCAGCGAGCUCCACCAGACGGCCACAGAGCUGGCGGACUGGCUGCUGCUCAUACACCAGAUGCUCAAGUCCAACAUCGUCACGCUCGGAGACAAAGACGAGAUCCGCACCACCAUCGGCCGCCUGCAGGUGACCAAAGGUGAUCUGGAGCAGAGACACCCUCAGCUGGAGGAUAUCAUCACACUGGCCCAAAACAUCAAGAACAAAACCUCCAACCUGGACGUGCGCACAUCCAUCUCGGAGAAGCUGGAGAAAGUCCGCAGCCAAUGGGACAGCACACAGCAUGGCGUGGAGACACGGCUUCUGCAGUUGGACCACAUGAUUGGCCACAGUGACCAGUGGGAGGAGCAGAGGCGCAAGGUGAAGGCUCUGAUUGGCCAGAAUGAGCUGCGUUUGAAUAACCUGCUGCAGCAGAGCCGAGAGCCGCUCACCAAACAGAUCAGCGACAACAAGGCGUUCCUGCAGGAGCUCAGUCGAGGACAGGAGAGCGUUUCUGCUUUUAAUGAACUGUCCAAUCAGCUGCUGCAGGACUACGCCAAUGACGACACGCGCAAGGUCAAAGAGGUCAUGGACACACACAACAACUCCUGGAACAGCAUCAACAACAGGGCAUCAGAUCGUCAGGCUGCUCUGGAUUUAGACCUGAAGUCUGUGCAAACGUCGCUCCGGGAGCUUGAGUUAUUCCUGAAGUGGCUCCACGAGUCGGAGACUACAGUCAAUGUGUUAUCAGACGCCGCCCAGAGGGAGGGGCUUUCUCAAGACUCCGCCCACAACAAACAACUGAAGUCUCAGCUCGAGGACAUCCAGGCGGAGAUCGAGGCUCAUAAUGAUGUGUUCAGGAGUGUGGAGGGCAAUAAGCUGAAGAUGGUGAAGGCUCUGGGCAGCUCAGAGGAGGCUGUGUUUCUGCAGCAGAGACUCGACGACAUGAACCAGCGCUGGAGCGACCUGAAGGCCAAAUCAGCCAACAUACGGGCUCAUCUGGAGGCCAGUGCCGAGCGCUGGAACCGACUUCUGUCGGUGCUGGAGGAUCUGAGCCGCUGGAUCGGUUUGAAAGAUGAAGAGCUGAACAAACAGAUGCCCAUCGGAGGAGACGUGCCCACAUUACUGCAGCAGCAGACGCACGGCAUGUCAUCAGAGUCAGACAACGUGCUGGGAUCAUCCCAAGAUGACAGAGCUCUACCAUUCUCUCUCGGCUGCAGAAAGCUCUCUGCUUGGAUCUCCUGGAUCUGGGUGUUGCUCAGUCCAUGUUCCAGCAGCACAAGUUGACAGUGAACUCUCAGCAGCUCUCGGUUCCAGAGAUCAUCAACUGUCUGACGUCAGUGUAUGACGGCCUGGAGCAGGAGCACAAAGACCUGGUCAACGUGCCGCUGUGUGUGGACAUGAGCCUCAACUGGCUGCUCAACGUCUACGACACGGGUCGCAGCGGGAAAAUCCGCGUUCUGUCCAUGAAGAUUGGUCUGCUCUCUCUUUGCAAGGGUCAUCUGGAGGAGAAAUAUAAAUGUCUGUUUAAUCAGGUGGCGUCUGCGGGCGGGACGUGUGACCAGAGGCAGUUGGGUCUCCUUCUGCAUGAUGCCAUUCAGAUCCCCCGGCAGCUGGGCGAGGUGGCAGCGUUCGGCGGGAGCAACAUCGAGCCCAGCGUCCGCAGCUGCUUCCAGCAUGUGACCAAUAAGGUUGAGCUGGAGCCGAGGCAGUUUAUUGAUUGGAUGAGGCUGGAGCCGCAGUCUAUGGUUUGGCUGCCGGUUCUACACCGAGUUGCUGCGGCAGAGACGGCGAAACAUCAGGCCAAGUGCAACAUCUGCAAAGAGUUCCCCAUCGUCGGCUUCAGAUAUCGCAGUUUAAAGCACUUCAACUAUGACGUCUGCCAGAGCUGUUUCUUCUCUGGUCGCACAGCGAAGGGUCAUAAACUGAACUACCCGAUGGUGGAGUACUGCACACCGACCACCUCAGGAGAAGACAUGCGGGAUUUCACCAAAGUCUUAAAAAACAAGUUCCGCUCGAAAAAGUAUUUCGCCAAGCACCCUCGCCUGGGGUACCUGCCCGUCCAGACGGUCCUCGAAGGAGACAACAUGGAAACUCCGGUCACUCUCAUCAGCAUGUGUCCGGAGCACUAUGAGCUCUGUCCAUCACCGCAGCUCCCUCAUGAUGACACACACUCACGGAUAGGGGAGUACGCCAACAGGCUGGCACAGAUGGAGCGAUCCAAUGGCUCUCUGCCCACCGACAGCAGCUCGGCCACUGGAAGCAUGGACGAGGAGCACGCUUUGAUCCUGCAGUACUGCCAGACAUUGGGAGGGGAGGGCUCAUCUUUCAGCCAGCCACAAAGCCCCGCCCAUAUCAACAGGACCCCCGCCCACAACACCCACAGCCCCUCCUACCUGCUCCAGAGCCCCGCCCAGAUUCUGCAGGCAGUGGAGAGGGAGGAGCGAGGAGAGCUGGAGCGAAUCAUAGCACGGCUGGAGGACGAUCAGCGGGUUCUGCAGAGGGAGUAUGAAGAACUGCGGUUUCAGUACGGUCAGCCUGGCGCCGCAGCUGCUAGCGGAGCCCCAGAUGAAGCUGAUCUGCUAGCUGAAGCUAAACUCCUGCGACAGCACAAGGGACGACUGGAGGCCCGCAUGCAGAUUCUGGAGGACCACAACAAACAGCUGGAGUCUCAGCUUUACCGACUGCGCCAGCUGCUGCAUCAGCCCGAGUUAAACGGCACAUCAUCAUCCAGCUCUCUCCAUCAGGAUGCAGCAGGACAGCCCGAAAUCUCGGACGAGUUUCUCCAUCAGUGUGCUAACAGUAACUCUGCUCUGGCGGAGGUUAUGGAUCAGAUUAACCACAGUUUUCCUGCAUGCUCUCCGUCGAGUGUGUCCUCAAGACCGAAGGUGAAGUGAGCCGUAAUCCAGAAGAUCCCCAUUCCCGAGAUGCAGAUUCCCGUCUGUUUCCCUCCAGCCCAAAGACUCUGGAACAGACCACGCUCCCAUUCAGAAACUAGGACUACUGCAUCUGUCUGUACUAUGCAACUGUACAUUUGAUCAACACAUGUAGAUUGUACGUGAGGUGUAUCUGCCCGUUCUUUUCAUACUCCAGAUGAUUAUUUAGGGUUACGGGGGGGCAUUAAUCAUGUAUCCUGUAUGCUUUUAUUUCUGUGCUCACCGAGGAAUCCAUCUCUCGCGUCUUUCUACACAUGUGGUUUUUUCGUUCAGUCAGAAAAUGUGGCGGAGAUUAGGAGGAAUUGGUCUCGUGAUGCUGAAGUGUUCGCGCAUGUUGCCCCCCAGCAUAUUUCUGUUGACGUUUUGACAGUGUUUGCCGUGAAAACUCCCUUUAAAGCGUUGUUUUUGAGCAUUUUAAACCCUCACUGCAUUUCUAGAGCGCACAUACAGAUGAUGUACAACACAAAUGCUUAAAGAAACGAAAAAGAAAACACCCUUUUGUGCCUAUAAAGCGUCCAUUCCAGGAGAGAUGCCGCAUUUCUCAAGAAAAAAGUCAUGUAGAGAGAUUAUAUUAUAAGAGUCGGAUGUAGGACAAUGUGGAUUUCCGGGAUGUUUGGCCCCAAGAUGAUUUAUCUUUGUGUAGUAUAGUUUUAUAAAUAAAAAAUUUAAUUAGAGAAAGCCAUGAUUGCCUUGCUACCUCAGACAUUAAUCAAUCACUCAUUGGUGUGACUGUCGAUUGAUUUCCAAAAUGGACGUACGCUUCCCAUAUCCCUGACAAUGACGUUGUGCUUCUGCCUUGUUUUCCUCAGCGGUUGUUUUGUUUUUCUACACGGUGUAUUUUGUGGUGUGCUCCCCCCCCUUCAGUGAAGUGCUAGAUUUGAACAUUACUGUAACACCGUAUUCUGAUCUAGUGAAGUCACCGAUGCUGUGCUGUUCUGAUAGAUCCAUUAGACCGACCACACUACAUGUAAUGAGGUUCCACACAUUUUAUUCGAAUAAAGUUUUUAUAAUGAGA
Danio rerio (zebrafish) is the source of this 10616-nucleotide messenger RNA. Lineage: Eukaryota; Metazoa; Chordata; Actinopteri; Cypriniformes; Danionidae. The record is from RefSeq and is a predicted model, not a curated record.